Molecule: messenger RNA, 1018 nt
Organism: Abrus precatorius (Indian licorice)
Lineage: Eukaryota; Viridiplantae; Streptophyta; Magnoliopsida; Fabales; Fabaceae
Exons: 2
Coding region: 168-740 (190 amino acids)
Source: RefSeq, a predicted model, not a curated record
AACACAAGAACUUGUGAUGCUAUUUAAAGCACAGCGAAAAGCAAGUAUAUGUUCACACCCUUUGAGUGCUAGCCCCAUAUAAAUCGUUGCGUGUGGUUUAUUUGUUGGCAACAGAUAAAAGAGAAGAAAACAUAGAAAGGGUAUUUGGGAAACAAGAUUUAUUGGAGAUGGAACAGGUCAAGUACACGAUUGUCCAAGUUGAUAAUAAAGGACUAGUUGAUGAGUUUGAUCUUGUUGGUUCUUCUUCUUCUGACUCUGGAAUUUCAAGUGGUUCAUCAUUGGAUUCUGAUUCAUUUGAAGAAGUAACAUCCCCUGCUUCUUCUUCAUCAUCAUCAUCAUCAGCAGCUGAUCAGCUUGCAACUGAAUCGUUGAAUGACAUGUCUUGUUUGUUUCAACAACUUCCCAUUAAGAGGGGGCUUUCCAAGUAUUACCAGGGGAAGGCACAAUCUUUCACAUCCUUAGCAAAAGUGAGAAGCUUGGAGGAUCUUGUAAAGCCAGAGAAUCCGUACAACAAGAAGUUGAAGUUUUGUAGAAGCUAUGGAGGGGGAAUGGGUGUUAUCUCUAGGCAUGGUUCUCAAUCUCAUAAGGGAUUGCAUUCAUCUGGUUCAAGGGAUUCAUGUUCUUCCCUUAAUGCUAAAGGGGACAAUGAUAAUAACUUCAUGAGUAGUAGGCCCCCAAUUCCACCUCAUAGAUCUACCAGUUCCACCACCAUUCCUAAUCAAACUGCUUUGUUUGUUUGAAAGGGAUAAAAAAGUAGAGAUCAAGGUUUUGUUUUCUAGGUAAAUUAAAGUUGAGAGUUGUUAUUUGAUUUGGCAUUAGAAAAUUUCAGUCUGAGUCUUGUAUAACCUAUGUAUAGACGUAUAUAAUGUUGAUUUCAUUAGUUUCAUUUUCGUGGGAAAAUUUAGAUGGAAAAAAGAAAAGAAAAACGAGAUUAGAGAACGAGGAAUACAUCCAAUCUCUCAGCUUUUUUUUAUCUUUCUAAAUAUAUAUAUGCAAUUUGAUCCAAGUGCUUUCUACU